Lycium barbarum (goji berry) is the source of this 3540-nucleotide messenger RNA. RefSeq names its product probable UDP-N-acetylglucosamine--peptide N-acetylglucosaminyltransferase SEC. Bases 167 to 3091 code for a protein of 974 amino acids. The transcript has 28 exons. Gene Ontology annotation, molecular function: protein N-acetylglucosaminyltransferase activity; protein binding. Gene Ontology annotation, biological process: protein O-linked glycosylation. The record is from RefSeq and is a predicted model, not a curated record. Lineage: Eukaryota; Viridiplantae; Streptophyta; Magnoliopsida; Solanales; Solanaceae.
UUACUACUGUAAUAUUCUCUCUCUUAAUAAAAUAACAGUACCUGAGAAAGAAUCCAGCUGUUUCCAUGAAAAUCUUCAAUUAAAAUUCUCCUUACUUUCUUCUCAAAAGAAAAAAACUUAGCAAUCUGCUUUCGGAGCUCCAGCGGUUUUUCUUGGGGCGGACGUGAUGUUGUCGCAACAGCAGCUGCUGAUGGCUAGGGUUCCGCCAUAUGAUGGCGGCAACGUUACCGUCGGUGAUCAAAGGAUAGAUUCGUCUUUUCCAUUUCAGUCUGAUCACUCCCCAUUAUCUUCAACUAAUAUCAAAUCUGAAGCCGAUGAGGACACUCUUUUAAAUCUUGCUCAUCAGAACUACAAAGCUGGGAACUAUAAACAGGCACUAGAGCAUAGCAAGGCAGUUUAUGAGAGAAAUCCAGGGCGCACUGAUAAUCUUCUUCUUUUUGGGGCUAUAUAUUAUCAGUUGCAUGAUUUUGAUAUGUGCAUCGCAAAAAAUGAAGAAGCCCUAAGGAUCGAUCCACAUUUUGCUGAGUGCUAUGGAAAUAUGGCGAAUGCUUGGAAGGAAAAAGGCAAUAUUGAUGUUGCAAUACGCUAUUAUUUAAUUGCAAUUGAGCUCCGUCCCAAUUUUGCGGAUGCAUGGUCAAAUUUAGCAAGUGCAUACAUGAGGAAAGGAAGGCUGAAUGAGGCAGCACAGUGUUGUCGUCAGGCUCUAGCAUUAAAUCCACGUUUGGUUGAUGCUCACAGCAAUCUCGGCAAUCUGAUGAAAGCACAAGGUUUAGUCCAAGAGGCAUACAAUUGUUAUGUUGAAGCACUGCGUAUACAGCCUGCAUUUGCCAUAGCAUGGUCCAAUCUUGCUGGCCUUUUUAUGGAGGCGGGCGAUCUUAACAGGGCUUUGCAGUACUACAAGGAAGCGGUCAAGCUAAAACCAAACUUCUCAGAUGCAUAUCUGAAUCUAGGAAAUGUAUACAAGGCUUUGGGAAUGUCCCAGGAGGCCAUAGUGUGUUAUCAGCGUGCGCUCCAAGUACGGCCAGACUAUGCCAUGGCUUUUGGCAACUUAGCUAGUGUGUACUAUGAACAAGGAAAUAUGGAAAUGGCAAUACUUAACUACAGGAGAGCCAUUACAUGUGAUACUGGAUUCUUAGAGGCAUAUAACAAUCUGGGUAAUGCUCUGAAAGAUGCUAGUAGAGUGGAGGAAGCAAUUCAUUGCUAUCGUCAAUGCCUCACUCUUCAACCUAACCAUCCACAAGCACUUACCAAUUUGGGAAACAUCUAUAUGGAGUGGAACAUGAUGAGUGCCGCUGCGCAAUGUUAUAAAGCAACUUUAGCUGUGACAACAGGGCUUUCAGCUCCUUUUAACAAUCUAGCCAUAAUAUACAAGCAACAGGGUAAUUAUGCAGAAGCCAUAUCUUGUUAUAAUGAGGUACUGCGGAUUGACCCCAUGGCAGCAGAUGGACUGGUCAAUAGGGGUAACACAUACAAAGAGAUUGGUAGGGUUAAUGAAGCUGUACAAGACUACAUGCGAGCUAUUGCCUUUAGACCUACCAUGGCAGAGGCUCAUGCAAAUUUGGCUUCAGCUUACAAGGACAGUGCCAAUGUUGAAGCAGCUAUAAAAAGCUAUAGACAAGCUUUGAUGCUACGUCCUGACUUCCCUGAAGCAACUUGUAAUCUUCUCCACACGUUACAGUGUGUGUGUGAUUGGGAUAACCGCGAGAAGAUGUUUAUUGAAGUUGAGGAGAUACUUAGAAGACAGAUUAAGACGUCCAUUAUCCCAAGCGUUCAGCCUUUCCAUGCAAUUGCUUACCCUCUUGAUCCAAUGCUUGCUCUAGAUAUCAGUCGCAAGUACGCCCAGCACUGCUCUGUGAUAGCAGCUCGGUACUCACUUCCUGCUUUCACUCAUCCACCACCGCUGCCAAUAAAGGGAGGUGUCAUGACUAGGCUGAGGGUUGGAUAUGUGAGCAGUGAUUUCGGCAACCACCCACUAUCACAUCUAAUGGGUUCAGUUUUUGGGAUGCAUGACAAAGAGAAUGUUGAGGUGUUCUGCUAUGCCUUAAGUCCAAAUGAUGGUACAGAGUGGAGGAUUCGCACCCAGACAGAAGCUGAGCAUUUUAUUGAUGUAUCGUCCUUGACAUCUGAUGUGAUAGCAAGGAUGAUUAAUGAGGAUCAAAUACAGAUACUUAUCAAUCUCAAUGGUUAUACCAAGGGAGCAAGAAAUGAGAUAUUUGCCAUGCAGCCAGCUCCAAUCCAGGUUUCGUACAUGGGGUUCCCUGGGACCAUGGGGGCAACGUACAUAGAUUAUUUGGUUACAGAUGAGUUUGUUUCACCAAUGAAGUACGCGCAUAUAUACUCAGAGAAGCUUGUACAUCUCCCUCAUUGCUAUUUUGUCAACGAUUAUAAGCAAAAAAAUUGUGAUGUGCUAGAUCCAAGCGUCCAACCGAAGCGCUCAGAUUAUGGACUGCCCGAGGAUAAAUUUAUAUUUGCAUGUUUUAAUCAGCUUUACAAGAUGGAUCCUGAGAUUUUUAUUACAUGGUGCAAUAUCCUUAAGCGUGUACCAAAUAGUGCUCUUUGGCUUCUCAGAUUUCCAGCUGCAGGGGAGAUGAGGCUCCGCGCACAUGCUGCUGCACAAGGCCUGCAACCAGACCAAAUUAUUUUCACAGAUGUUGCAAUGAAACAAGAGCACAUCAGGCGCAGCUGCUUGGCUGAUCUUUUCCUGGACACACCACUGUGCAAUGCACAUACUACAGGAACAGAUGUUCUUUGGGCUGGUCUUCCAAUGAUAACCCUUCCCCUUGAGAAAAUGGCUACUAGAGUUGCUGGUUCCCUUUGUUUGGCCACAGGACUUGGAGAUGAGAUGAUUGUCAGCAGUAUGAAAGAAUAUGAGGAGAAGGCGGUGUCAUUAGCACUAAAUCGUCCAAAGCUUCAAGAUCUCACCAAUAGGCUCAAGGCUGUGCGCAUGAGCUGCCCUUUAUUUGAUACAACACGUUGGGUGAGGAAUCUGGAGCGUUCUUACUUUAAGAUGUGGAAUCUCUAUUGCUCCGGACGGCAUCCUCAGCCGUUCAAAGUGACUGAGAAUGACUCAGAAUUUCCUUUUGACCGCUAGGUGUAGGGAAGGAAGAGAACAGGGAUUGUAGAUAAAACCGAGAAGGAACAUAAAUUGCUAUAUAUAUAGUAUAGAUUAAUGUAUUUAGGUGUUUAUUGAAAUGUGAUUUAAGCCACAAGUCUUUAAAAGUAUAUCCAUUCGUGGUCACUGGAAACUCUCAAUGAAAGUAAGUUUGUUGCUCAAGUGCUAGUGAAUGCCAAGACUCAGGACUCGCCCAUUGUCCAUUUUGGUUUGAAUGUGGAGAUGCACAAGAGAGACCGGAGGGAGAACAGUGAUGGGUAUGUUGUAAAGUUCAAAUUGGGUGGUCAAGGAGAUGUCAAGAUAGGUGAAUGAUUGUUCUUUAUUUUGUAUGCCUUCAAUUGAUCAACCUGUCUUUUGACAUUUUCAGCUGAUUUUAUGCAGGCUUACAGUACCCCUAGUAAAUCAACACAUUGUGUUUGAUCCCUUAA